AUGGCGGCUAAGAUUCCCCCCUUCGAGCACACAUCGCUUGACGAAAUUCCUGCCGUCGCCGCGCGCAUCCGCCAAAGCUUUCUGUCGCACAAGACGCGCCCGCUCGAGUUCCGUCUGGUGCAGCUCCGGAAGCUAUACUGGGCACUCAAGGACAAUGAGGCUCUUAUCAUUGAAGCAUGCAAAGAGGAUUUGGGCAAGCCAACAUUCGAGACGCACCUUGCGGAGCUCUCAUGGUGCAUGAACGACAUUGUUUUCAUGCAGAACAACCUGCCGCGAUGGGCCAAGGACGAGAAGGCAGAAGACAUCAACUUCACGAACAAGCUGAUGGGUCCGCGCAUCCGAAAAGACCCCCUCGGCGCGGUGCUGGUUAUUGGUGCCUUCAAUUUCCCCAUUCAACUAUCGCUCGGUCCCCUCAUCGGCGCCAUCUCUGCUGGCUGUACCGCCGUCCUCAAGCCCUCCGAGAGCUCGCCCCACUGCGCGGCUGUCAUGCAGAAGAUCAUCGCAGAAUCUCUCGAUCCCGAAUACUACACCAUUGUACAGGGCGCCAUUCCUGAGACCACCGCACUCCUCGACCAAAAGUGGGAUAAGAUCUUUUACACAGGGUCCGCCAACGUCGGCACCAUCAUUGCGAAAAAGGCUGCCGAGACACUCACACCAGUCGCGCUGGAGCUUGGUGGCAGGAACCCCUCUUUUAUCACGAAGAACGCGGAUCCGAAGCUGGCGGCACGCCGUCUGCUUUGGGCCAAGACAUUCAAUGCGGGUCAGGUAUGCGUGGGUCAGAACUACACCCUCAUUGACAAGGAGAUGGUGCAGCCCUUCGUGAAGGAACUGGAGGUGCAGCUCAAGCAGUUCUACCCGCAAGGAGCCCGGAACUCUCCCGACUACGGUCGUAUAGUCAACCAGCGCCAGUUCCAGCGCCUCAAGAAGAUGCUUGACGAGUCGCGCGGCAAGAUUCUGAUUGGUGGUACCAUGGACGAGGAUGAUCUCUUCAUUGAGCCCACCGUGGUUCAAGUCGACUCCAUGAACGACUCUCUUAUCAAGGACGAAUCAUUUGGUCCAUUCCUGCCCAUUCUCCCCGUCAACGACCUCGAUGAAGCUAUCAAAAUCGCGAAUGAAGUCCACGCCACUCCGCUCGGUCUCUACCCCUUCGGCUCCAAAGCCGAGAUGGAGAAGGUGCUCUCGCAGACGCGCUCCGGGGGCGCCACUCUCAACGACGGCUUCUUCCACGCCUCUAUCCCCACUCUUGCCUUUGGUGGCGUAGGUGACUCGGGUCAAGGCGCGUACCGAGGCAAAGCAUCAUUCGAUGUAUUCACCCACAGAAGGAGUGUGACGAGUACGCCUACUUGGAUAGAGGGCAUGCUGGAUAUGAGGUAUCCUCCUUUCACGGCUAAGAAGCUGCAGCAGUUUUUGAAGAUGAGCGAGAUGAAGCCGAACUUCGACCGACAAGGAAGAGCGAUCGGAUGGGGUGGGUGGUUUUUGGGAUUGCUCGGUUUUAAGUCAUUGGCUGCCGUUGUGGUGGCCGCCGGUAUCCGCAUGUACCUCCAGCGACGCGCGAAAUUGUAG
This is a messenger RNA of Didymosphaeria variabile, 1563 nucleotides long. It is a transcript of the gene HFD1, whose product is annotated as Hexadecenal dehydrogenase. Gene Ontology annotation, molecular function: aldehyde dehydrogenase (NAD+) activity. NCBI's taxonomy places the organism in Eukaryota, Fungi, Ascomycota, Dothideomycetes, Pleosporales, Didymosphaeriaceae. Bases 1 to 1563 code for a protein of 520 amino acids. The transcript is spliced from 3 exons. Gene Ontology annotation, biological process: aldehyde metabolic process. Gene Ontology annotation, cellular component: cytoplasm. The record is from RefSeq and is a predicted model, not a curated record.